Messenger RNA from Oncorhynchus masou masou (cherry salmon), 1510 nucleotides. RefSeq names its product phosphoribosyl transferase domain containing 1a (gene prtfdc1a). Gene Ontology annotation, molecular function: hypoxanthine phosphoribosyltransferase activity; magnesium ion binding. The transcript is spliced from 9 exons. Gene Ontology annotation, biological process: IMP salvage; purine ribonucleoside salvage; GMP salvage. The record is from RefSeq and is a predicted model, not a curated record. The coding region runs from base 482 to 1162 and encodes 226 amino acids. Gene Ontology annotation, cellular component: cytosol. Lineage: Eukaryota; Metazoa; Chordata; Actinopteri; Salmoniformes; Salmonidae.
GGUCAUUGUACAAGAGCCUUGGAUGAGCCUAUACUUAUCUGGUCCUUUGCCACAGUUUCUUGAACCAAAUUAUUAACUUUUCCUUUUAAGCAAGCAUCCGUGCCUACAGGAAAAAUACUACAUGAAAUCCCAUGCAGCUGAUUAUCCACCCCCGUGGAUCUAAUUGUGCCAUUCGGUGGUUUAUUCAGUAGGACUGGAAAACAACAACCACCUCUUUUUAGUCACACUAAUGACUUUAGCAUGACCACAGCAUGCUUGACUUGUUGGCUAGUUUUGAGUUUCAGCCUAAAAUUGCACAAAUAAUCUCUCUUUCUAAAGUGGAAAAGUUGUCAUAAUACAGGGCGGGUUUACUUCGAGGAACACUUACUUCACCGUUAUCUUGCUUGUGAUUGUAGUAAUUUGUUCGCUCCCCUUCAGUCCUUGUCUGCUGACUGAUUUUUUUUUUUAAACUUCAACUGUCUGUCAUCGCGGAAAAAACAUCAUGGCAGAAUGCGUUCUAUCCAGAGCCACGGGAAUGGAAGGAGGAAUUGUGAUUAAAGAUGAUUGGCCCGGUUACAGUUUAGAGCUCUUCACUUAUCCAGAGCAUUACCGCGAAGAUAUAGAGAGUGUCUACAUUCCACAUGGGGUUAUCAUGGACAGGACAGAGCGCCUGGCCCGACACAUCAUGGAUGACAUUGGGGAUCAUGACAUGGUGGUGCUGUGUGUACUGAAGGGAGGGUACAAGUUCUGUUCCGAUCUGGUGGAGUUCAUUAAGGUACAAUGCCGCAACUCCAACAAGCACCUGGAGACCAGAGUGGAGUUUAUUAGGCUUAAGAGCUACCUGAAUGACCAAUCAACAGAGGACCUGCACAUAGUAGGAAGUCAAGAUCUAUCUGUUCUACGAGGCAAGAAUGUCUUGAUUGUAGAGGCUAUAGUCGACACAGGAAAGACAAUGAAGGCGCUUCUGAAGCAUGUGGAGGCCUUUGAACCCAAGAUGGUAAAGGUCGCCGGUCUGCUGGUGAAAAGGGUCUCUAAUGUGGUUGGAAGCCUUCCAGACUAUGUGGGGUUUGAAAUUCCCAACCGUUUUGUUGUGGGCUAUGCUUUGGACUACAACGAGUAUUUCCGUGACCUGAAUCAUAUCUGUGUCAUAAGUGAGAUUGGAAAGGUGAAGUACAAGAUUUGAAGAGAAGUCAACACAUACAUGGGUUGUUCAGAGUUGCAGUUUUCAACUUGUGGCUGCAAGUGCCUUCCCUUCUCAUAUCUUCUUCCGUGUUCUGUUGAGGAUUAUUGUUAGUUUAUUAAUUUCAUAAGAAGAAACACACCUUGCAUGUGCUUUAUGCAAAAACAAAUAUGAGAUCUGUGUUAUUCAUGCUACAUACAACCUUGAUUGCCACAUUUUAAGAGUUUUUUUUUUUACAUAUGCUAUUGUUUUUGUAAACAUCAUAUUACAUUGUUGACAGAAUAUGCUUUUUUUGUCCCCAAUGAUCUAAUAUGUGCCAAGCACAAAGAAAUAAACUAUGCAAUUUUAAAU